GCGGCGCUGGAGCCGGUGCGGUGGGUGCGGAUGCUGUGCCGGGAGCUGGGCGCGACGUUCGUGGCCGGGGUGGUGCUGGUGUACGGCCUCAACCAGGGCUUCGCCGGCUCCUUCUUCCGGGUGGCGUCCGACUACUACUGGAAGGACGUGCAGCGGGUGCAGCCGGCCACCGUGCAGUUCCUCUCCAUCUUCUUCCACGUCCCCUGGGUCCUCAAGCCCCUCUGGGGGGUCAUGACCGACGUCCUCCCCGUCCAAGGCUACCGCCGCCGCCCCUACUUCGUCUUCUCAGGAAUGCUUGGAAUGUUUUCAACUGCCAUUCUUGCCGGUGUCGGACUAUCAGUGACUUCUGCAGUAGUUUGCUUCGUGGGAAUCUCCACAGCAGUUGCCAUUGCUGAUGUUACAAUAGAUGCAUGCAUCGCAAAGAACAGUAUUGACAAGCCAGCAUUGGCCCCAGACAUGCAGAGCCUUUGUGCAUUCUCGUCGUCGCUAGGUGCACUUAUUGGGUAUGCUACAAGUGGCAUGUUUGUCCACCAUCUAGGGGCACAGGGUGCAUUAGGUGUGAUGGCUUUACCUCCUACUAUGUUGGUUUUCCUAGGAUUUUACAUAUAUGAGCUGAAAGUGUAUCAGCAUAACAUGAAAGAGAAGGUUUUGAACAAGGUUACUGUGGCAGUUAAAGGGAUGGUUCAGACAAUAAAGUAUCCAGUAGUGUGGAAACCAUCUCUUUACAUGUUCCUUUCGCUGGCCCUCAGUAUCAGCACUCAUGAGGGGCAGUUCUACUGGUACACUAACAAGGAACCGCCUAAUCCUGGAUUUUCACAGGAAUUUGUGGGGAUGGUGCACGCCGUCGGCGCGGUGGCGUCCAUGGUGGGCGUCCUGAUCUACCACAAGAACCUCAAGGACUACCCGUUCCGGAGCAUCCUCUUCUUCGCCCAGCUCCUGCACGGCGCCUCCGGCCUCCUUGACCUCACCUUCGUGCUCCGGUGGAACCUCGCGCUCGGCGUCCCGGAUGCGGCCUUCGUCACCCUGGAGGAGUGCGUCUCCCGGGUCGUCGGCCGCGUCCGGCUGAUGCCGAUGAUGGUGCUGAGCACCAAGCUCUGCCCGCCGGGCGCCGAGGGCACCUUCUUCGCGCUGCUCAUGUGCAUCGACAGCCUCGGCAUGCUGGUGGCCAAGACCGGCGGCGCCUUCGUGCUCCGGGCCCUGCACGUGACGAGGACCGAUUUCAGCAACCUCUGGCUCGCCGUCCUGCUGAGGAACCUGCUGAGGCUGUCCGCGCUGGGCGCCAUCUUCCUGGUGCCCACCGCCGACCAGACCGACGUGCUGCUCCCGCAGGACCUCCUCAGCUCCGGCUCCCCGGUGGCUGCCGCCGGCGACGAGGAGGAGAGGUUGUUGCAGCUCGGGAAGCUCACUUCUCGCACUGACGACGAUGUAUGAUCCACACAGGUACUGUGUUGCGCGACACACAUGCACAAAGAAAGAAAGAAAGAAAGAAAGGAAAGGGAGGGAAAUAGAAGUACUCUCUCCAAUUCAAAUUAAUUGACGCAGUACAAUUUUAGGAAGUACUCCCUCCGUUUCAAAAUAGAUGACCCAACUUUGUACUAAUACUUAUCCACUACAAAGAAAACAGUAGAUUGGCUUUGAUAGAUGGCGCAAUGCAGCUCCGAUACCACUGCACAAAGUAUUAUGUUUCUUCUCAACAUGGAACAUUUUUUUGUGAAAUAUCAGUGCUCCAAAAAUGCUAGUUUCAAAAA
This is a messenger RNA of Triticum urartu, 1748 nucleotides long. RefSeq names its product Major facilitator superfamily protein. The record is from RefSeq and is a predicted model, not a curated record. NCBI's taxonomy places the organism in Eukaryota, Viridiplantae, Streptophyta, Magnoliopsida, Poales, Poaceae.